Molecule: messenger RNA, 411 nt
Organism: Colletotrichum godetiae
Lineage: Eukaryota; Fungi; Ascomycota; Sordariomycetes; Glomerellales; Glomerellaceae
Exons: 1
Coding region: 107-322 (71 amino acids)
Source: RefSeq, a predicted model, not a curated record
UCCGCCGAUAACCCGGCCCCUUCCCUCUCUCCCACGCAGAUCUUUAGGGCAAGCUUCGUGGAGGAUCAGCGUAGCAAGAGCACGAGCAGCAUGCGCCGCGGAACGCAUGCAAAGCACAUGCGUGCCACAUAUGGCUGGCCCAACUUUGACGAUCGUGCCUUUUUUCUGCCAAGUGUGCCGAGCUAGCUUGAACAUUAGCUACCUUGAGCUGGCCAUCAUCCGAGCUGUUUCUUUACAGAAAAUGCCUGUUCGGUACGACCACACCGAGGUCGAGGUACUGAAAUCGCUAGAGGAGACGAGGCCGAUGCCAGGCCAGUCUUGACGGCGGGAAUUGAGCUGGGUCAGGCCCCUGCCUUGAACCUGACAAGCAUUGCUAGACCCCGCAGGCUGCAGGACCUGUAGUGUAUCCGU